This is a messenger RNA of Oldenlandia corymbosa var. corymbosa, 2846 nucleotides long. NCBI's taxonomy places the organism in Eukaryota, Viridiplantae, Streptophyta, Magnoliopsida, Gentianales, Rubiaceae. The record is from the annotation of a GenBank genome assembly.
UAUAGUCAGAGACUCAAAGAAACAGUACUAGAAUAGAAGUAUAGAUGAUGUACAAAGAAGAUCGUUUUUUACUUUUUGGCCUAUAUAAUAUUUACAGUUUACCACUUUAAUAAAAAGAGCCCAGUAUUACUUACCUAAAAUGACCCCUUGUAAAUAACAAGAGUCUUCUUCCCCAAUCCCGGCCAGCGCUGCAACUGUCGGCGAAUAUCGUGGGCAGCAGGAAACAACUCUUUAAGCCACUGACUCCAGCAUAAGGAAGGACUCCGUUGCUUUCUUCUUCAUCUCUGUUCUUCUCCCCUUCUCCUUUGAUUAUUAUUUUUUUUUCCAAAUCCGUCCAAUUUAGUCCACGGAUCUGGAAUUCAGUUUAGGAGUCCGGUACGUAUUCCGAGUCGGAAUCCGUGUCCGACAGUGUCGUGUCGGACUCCAGGUAGCUUAGCUUAGAUCAUAAGAGGGCGGGCAUGGCAGAGACUGAGGCGGUGAAGUCAAAUCCUCGGCCUAUCAUUCGCAUUGGCCUUUUCUUUAUGUCUCAUAGUCUCCUUGUCAGUGUUGUUUGCUAUGUGGCUGGGAUUUUUGCUCUUCUGUUGUUGCCUAUUCUCUCCAAGAACACAUACAUCUCCGAAAAUGCCCUUAUGCCUGGUUCUGCGAGUCCCAUGCUGUCUAAUGAUGAUGUUUCAGAGGCGAACAGAUUUAUGAACCAGAUUUCAAACCUAGAUUCUAGUUUUUCAAGAUUGCGCAUAGAAGUUCCAAGAUUGAUAGCGCACCAUAUUUCAGCCAUGGGUGGUGAAGUGAAUCAUCAUAAGUUUGGACCUCAAUUGAAGAAACAACAUCCUCUACGUUUUUUUACCAUUCAUGAUCCUGGUACUAUCCAAGAUAACUUUACUUGUUCAUCAUUGGGUACUAAUACAAUUGGAAUCAUAAGAGCUCCUCGAGGGGAUGGAAAGGAAGCUAUUUUAUUGGUGACACCUUAUAACUCCUCAAAGAUCACUACUGGUGAGGUGUUAGCUCUAGGCAUUGGUUAUUCUAUUUUCUCCCUGCUCUCGCGAGUUACUUGGCUUGCCAAGGAUAUCAUAUGGUUAGCAUCAGAUUCACGACAUGGAGAAUACAGAGCAGUGACUGCCUGGCUGAGAGAGUACCAUACACCUCUAUUUGGUGGUUUGGGGAAGUUACAGGAUGAGCUGUGCCUUGAACCAAGUAGUUUUUCUGAGGGAAAACCACUUGAAACAAUUGAUGCCAGAAAUUUGGAUACUUUUCGACGUGCUGGCACAAUGGCUGCUGCUCUUGUUGUCAAAGUUGCAGAUACUAGCUCAGAGCUUGAGAAGGAUGCUCUUAGUAUAUAUGCUGAAGCAUCCAAUGGCCAGAUGCCAAACCUUGAUUUAAUCAAUAUCGUGAACUAUCUUGCCGUAUAUGGGCAGGGUUUACGGGUGAGGGUGGAGAAAAUGUACUCUUUUCUGCACUCUCAUUGGCUAAAGGGCCUGGGUGGAGUGUUUGAAUCAUUGGGGAAACUAGCUAAAAGCUUAAAUCCUGAAUGGAAUUUUGACAUAUCCAUUGCAGAAUAUAUUGAAGGCUCCGCUACGCUUGCCAGUUCCCUGUAUAACCAGGCAUUGGGUGUUCCCACUGGUUCGCAUGGAGCUUUUAGAGAUUAUCAAAUAGAUGCAAUAACCAUGGAGAUCUCCCAUCAGAUGUCAAGUAAUUAUAGAAAUAGACAAAAUGAGUUGCUUACCCGGAGUGGCAGGUUGAUUGAAGGAGUGAUACGUUCUAUUAAUAACCUACUCGAGAAAUUUCAUCAGUCUUUUUUCCUGUAUCUCUUGACCUCCCCAAACAAAUUCGUGUCAGUUGGAGUCUACAUGAUUCCUUUCGCCCUGCUCGUUGCUCCCCUCCCUGUGGUUGCAGCUGCACUCUUUUCGGCCGCUAGUCGGAUUUCUUCAGAAGGCCAAGUUGCCACAUCGACCUCUGUUAAAAAUCCCUCCAACAAAUUCAGAUCUUGGAGAUGGCUUGCAGCUGCGAAAACUGUAUUCAUUGUGCACUUCUGGGGUGCCCUUAUGACAUUACUUCCUUACUUAUCGGGGCAGAUACCUGAGUUCACCCCAGCUACCGGCGUUUGGUUAUGGAUUGUGCUUCCAGUGAUAAGCCUACUCUUGUUCACUUUUCCACGUCGUAAGGGUAGUCAGUCUUCCACGGCAGAAUGGAUGUAUCUGAAAUCAGUGACAAUUGCAGCUGCCUUUAUUGGACUUUCUUUAAUGUCAGUAAUCAACUUUGCAACAGCCGAAAUCGGAGCAAUCCUGCUGGUUCCUAUGUGCUUGAUGGCUGCACCAUUGAGCAUCAAAAUUCAGAGCUUGAGAACUAUUGUUCAGGGCGCCUGUAAUUUGAUUUUCGCCUUCCUAGGGUUCCCGCCACUCACAUUCUUCGUAUUGAAAGGUGCAAUACAGGAUCUUGAGAGUACAAGCAUUGGUGAAUUUUGGACAUGGAUGGUAUCCCUGUGGGAAUGGAGCAGUGCUACUUAUGUUUUUAUAUGUAUGGUUCACCUUCCUUGCUGGGCUUUGUGUGCAGUAACUUUGUUACAGCGUAGUUGAUGAGAAAAUGUUUGAUGUAUUUUUUGCCCAAUCCUUUUACCGAGGAAACCAGAGGAAUUUUGUAAAGUUAGGAUUAGCAAAGAGAUUGGUGUUCCAAGUAAAAUGUGCAUGUUCAAAAUAUACAUUUUCUUUACUAAUUUUCGUGUUUGUGUUGACAAAACCCAAUGAUAUCUAUGAGACAGAUGAAACCACUUAGAGUGAUAAAGAUAUCGUCCUCUCUUUUGUGUCAUUUCUAAUUAUACUUUAUUUUCCCGUAUCAAUAUAAUUGUUUCUCAC